AUGCUUCCACCUAAAUCUCGGGAACGUUCGUCCUUGAAAGCGGAGGACCCUGAUGCGCAGCUCCAAGUUAAGCCGCCCGGUUGGAUAUAUUCCAUUAUAACCUUACUAUGCUGCUGCCCGGCAGAGGACCUCUCCGAGCUUCCACCUCGCCGCAUCGUCAGCAUCAACUACCAGCAACCGAAGUCACUUAUACAAGUAACGACGGAAAUCACCCUAGAGUGGGAAGACGCCAAGCCGUCCGACGAGCCGUCCGACGAGCCCUCCGACAAGCCAAGCUUCAACACCAGCAUCUCCUCACAAGGGGCAGCACAUUUUGACGAGGCGGCAGAAGAGGAGAGUAACGCAGACGCCCUAUCACCGCUUCUACCGAAGCAGCUCGCGACAACGGAGCGCUAA
Messenger RNA from Gaeumannomyces tritici R3-111a-1, 396 nucleotides. RefSeq lists its product as hypothetical. The record is from RefSeq and is a predicted model, not a curated record. NCBI's taxonomy places the organism in Eukaryota, Fungi, Ascomycota, Sordariomycetes, Magnaporthales, Magnaporthaceae. The coding region runs from base 1 to 396 and encodes 131 amino acids. The transcript has a single exon.